Molecule: messenger RNA, 3474 nt
Organism: Pseudozyma flocculosa PF-1
Lineage: Eukaryota; Fungi; Basidiomycota; Ustilaginomycetes; Ustilaginales; Ustilaginaceae
Exons: 1
Coding region: 1-3474 (1157 amino acids)
Biological process (GO): copper ion homeostasis; monoatomic cation transport
Cellular component (GO): membrane
Molecular function (GO): ATP binding; P-type divalent copper transporter activity; copper ion binding
Source: RefSeq, a predicted model, not a curated record
AUGUCGACACCAGCAGCGGGUCCGCUCGCGGAAAAGGCGGCUACGCCGGCCGGCGCCUCAGCAUCGCCUUCGUCUUCGUCGCCGCCGCUGCUGCCGACUGGCCGCCUCGUCACCGCCAGCUUCCAGAUCAGCGGCAUGACGUGCGGCGCAUGCGUCGAGACCAUCGAGAGGAUGAUCCGCAACCAGGCCGGCAUCCAUUCCAUAUCGGUCGCCCUCCUCGCAGAGAGGGCCACCGUCACCUUUGAUGACGCCACGUGGACCGUCGAAAAGGUCGUCGACGAGAUCGAAGACACGGGCUUCGACGCAACCUACAUCGAGACGAUACGGACAGAGACGCCCGGUGGCGGCCCGGAAAAGGCGCUCUCGGGCACGGGUGAGGAGAACGGCAAGGGCCAGCCUCAGGAGCUGGGGACCGCCCAGCUCAACGUCUUUGGCAUGACAUGCGCCUCUUGCUCCUCGACCGUCGAGAGGGAGGUCGCAAAGGUGCCCGGCGUCAUGUCGGUCAGCGUCUCGCUCUCGACCGAGAAGUGCCGCAUCGAGUACGACAAGGCUCUGCUUGGGGUGCGCGACCUCGUGGAGAGUAUCGAGGACCUCGGCUUCGACGCCGUCGUCUCCGACGAGCGCGACACGACGCAGCUCGCCUCGCUCGGCAGGAUCAAGGAGAUCGCAGAGUGGAGAUCCGCCUUCCUCUUCUCGCUGUCGAUGGCCGUGCCGGUCUUCUGCCUGUCGAUGGUGCUGCCAAAGUGGCAGUGGUCUCGGUCGAUCCUCUGGUGGCAGCCCAUCGCCAAUUCCUACCUCCAGGACCUCCUCUGCCUUGGCCUCACGAUACCCGUCCAGUUUGGCAUCGGUCGCAGGUUCUACCGGACUUCAUGGAAGGCCAUCAAGCACGGCAGCGCCACCAUGGACGUGCUGGUCGUCAUCGGCACCACCGCCGCCUUCACCUUUAGCUCGUUUUCGAUGCUGGCCGGCCUACUGUGCCGACACGAGGUCGCACCGGCCUCAGCUGUAGCCACCACGCCCGCCGCAGCCACCUCGGCCGUCGCGCAUAUCGUCCAGCGCGGGAUGGACAUGGCUAUGGGCGCAGCCGGCAUCGACGGCAGGUGCACCAAGCCUGCCACCUUCUUCGACACCUCGACGAUGCUCAUCACGUUUGUGUCCUUCGGGCGCUUCUUGGAGAAUGCCGCCAAGGGUAAGACGAGCGAGGCGCUGUCGCGGCUCAUUGGCCUCACCCCAACCUCGGCGACCAUCUACUCGGACGGUCUCGAGGGCAAGGUGGAGAAGAAGGUGGCCUCGGAGCUCAUCCAGCGGGGCGACUACGUCAAGGUCGUGCCCGGAGAAAAGAUUGUCGCCGACGGCGUCAUUGUCCGCGGCGAGUCGACGGUCGACGAGAGCAUGGUGACGGGCGAGGCCGUGCCGAUCCACAAGGUCGUCGGCAGCCAGGUCAUUGGCGGCACCGUCAACGGCACCGGCACCUUUGACUUUCUCGUGCAGCGCGCCGGCAAGGACACCAGCCUCGCCCAGAUUGUCAAGCUGGUCGACGAGGCGCAGACAUCCAAGGCGCCCAUCCAGGCCUUCGCCGACAAGGUGGCGGGCUACUUUGUGCCCACCGUCGUCGGCCUCGGCGCCCUGACCUUUAUCGCCUGGAUGGUGAUUGCGCACCUCAUCUCGGGCCCGGCGCUGCCGUCCAUCUUCAACCAGCAGGGCGUCACCAAGUUCAUGGUCUGCCUCAAGCUGUGCAUCAGCGUCAUCGUCGUCGCCUGCCCGUGCGCCCUCGGCCUCUCGACGCCCACCGCCGUCAUGGUCGGCACAGGGGUCGGCGCCCAGAACGGCAUUCUGAUCAAGGGCGGAGGCCCGCUCGAGGCGAGCAGCGGCGUCAGGCGGAUGCUGUUUGACAAGACGGGCACGCUGACGAGGGGCAAGCUGUCGGUAAGCGGCGUCUUCUGGACCGACGGCAAUGCGCAGGACCCUUCGCCGGUCGCCGCACAGUCGACCAGCGACCUCGACACGGUCGUCAUCGGUGGCCUGUCCAAGAGGCAGACGCUGCAGAUGGUUGGGGCGGCCGAGUCGCGGAGCGAGCACCCACUGGCUCGAGCCCUGGCCCGGUACGCGCAUCGCAGCAUCGGUCUGUCCAGCACGGUGCCUGCAAAGCCCUCUGCAGACGCACCUGCCUCGCUCCUCCCCGGCACGCAGCAGCAGGACAGCGUCACGUUCCCCGACGUCAGCAUCAGCGACUUCAAGAGCACAACGGGCAAGGGCAUUCAGUGCCGCAUUGGCCUUCAAGAGACGCUGACCGACCACGUCGUCCGUAUCGGCGUCCUCGAGUUCGUCGCCGAGCGGCCCGGGUCGGUGCCGGCGGCCAUGCUCGACUACUCGAGGCGAGAGCAGUCGCGCGGCCGCACCGUCGUCUUUGCAAGCAUCGACGGCACGCUCGCGCUCGCGCUCAGCCUGAGCGAUCGGCUGAAGCCCGAGGCGUUGGCCACGCUCACGGCGUUGCGGCGCAUGGGCAUCCGGUGCGGCAUGGUCACGGGCGAUUCGAGGGUCACCGCCCAGGCAUUUGGUCGCGAGCUCGAGAUGGACGCCGACGACAUCUACGCCGAGAUGAGCCCGAGCGGCAAGCGCGACCUUAUCCUGCAGCUGCGUCAAGAGGCGCAGGGCAUCGAGCCGUUGGCAGGCGACCUCGAGGGGCAGGGCGGGCGUACGGGACCGAUCCGACUCGCAAAUGGCCAAGACGAUGGGUCGUGGUUCUCAUCCCUCCUCGGCAGCGGCAGCGGAGGCGGUGCGCGAGGCGGGCGCAGCAAGCUCUUCCGCGAGAACCGCGCGCUGAUCGCCAUGGUGGGCGAUGGAAUCAACGACUCGCCCGCGCUGGCCUCGGCCGACCUGGGCAUCGCGCUGGGGACGGGAUCCGACGUGGCCAUCGAGGCGGCGUCGAUAGUGCUGAUGCGCUCCAACCUGCUCGACGUGGCGGCGUCGAUCCACCUCUCGCGGCGCAUUUUCGCGCAGAUCCGCCUCAACUUCCUGUGGGCCACCAUGUACAACCUGGUGGGCAUACCCCUGGCCAUGGGCGUCUUUCUGCCGUGGGGGUACAGUCUACCGCCCAUGAUGGCCGCGGCGGCCAUGGCGUUUUCGAGCGUCAGCGUCGUGCUGAGCAGCCUUACCCUCAAGUUCUGGAGACGUCCGCGCGAACUUGCCGUCGCGUUCGUUGAUCAGGAUGACAGCGGUGAUGAGGAGGAAGAGGAGGAGGAAAGGAGGGCGAGGGAGGCAGGACACGUGGCUGCCGUCGGCGAGGGCGAGGCGGGGGCGUUUGCGCGGGUCGUUUCCAAUGUCCAGGAUCUGGGCUUCCAGGUCCUCGGUCGUGUCGAGACGUCCUUGGCGUCCCUCGUCGGCUCGCGCCGGUCCAGGACUCGGCUCAAUGCUCCCGCUACCGCACCUGGCUCGGCGCAGUACCAGCCCAUCGCCUCGGACGACGUGGCUUGA